This is a messenger RNA of Schistosoma spindalis, 5793 nucleotides long. The record is from the annotation of a GenBank genome assembly. NCBI's taxonomy places the organism in Eukaryota, Metazoa, Platyhelminthes, Trematoda, Strigeidida, Schistosomatidae.
GGCACAUAUUUGAUUAGUGCGUUACUUUCUGGACUUUUGUCUUAGGCCGCGUGGUCUUUUAGAAGUAUUUGCAAAAGAUCAAUUGUAAAGGAAGGCAUAAGCAUUGUAUUGAAUUGCGCAAAAAACGUUAUGCCUGUCAAAUCCGAUAUGAAGGAUAAAACAGCACAAUCAGAUAUAAAAGAUAAAUCGAAAAAAGGAAGAUAUAGUUUAAAAAGAUUGUUAGAUCGAAGUCGAUUUUCACCUAGCUUAUUAUUUUUAUCAAAAUCUAAUACAAGCAAAUCAACUGAUACGUCCAAUGAACAACGUAAAUCUAUCCAUGAUGAUAUGAUGGAUAUCAAUGUGAAUGUUGAAAAUUCACCGUCUUCAUCACCACAUUCCUAUUCACCAAAUUUUGGAAGACGUUUAACAGCUUCUGUACCAUUUGAUUGUGCUUCGAAUUCACCGAUAAUUACCAGUACCGCUUUUCGAAAUCCAACUUAUGGCAGUGAUCAUGCAAGUCCCAAUUCAGAAUUUAUUGUUGAAGAAGAAUAUGAAGAAUCUUUGGCAAAUUUCGCUGAUGCUAUACUAGAUGGAUUGAAAGGUCGUUCAAAUCCCUGUUCUAGAAAAUCACCAGAUACAUUUUCAGCUUGGUCUGAUGCUGCUUUUCCUGUUGGAAAUAUUAUAGUACCUAUGCAUUGUGGAUCUAUACCAUUUAGUGGAAGCAGUGUUAAUGCACAUCGUCAACAUCAGCAUCAUAAUCAACAAUAUCAUGAAAUAUCUGACAGUGUUGUUACACCACCACCACUGACUAAUUUCGAUUUGUGUAAUAAGUCAUUAAAUAAUAAUUAUAAUGAUGUUAAUAAUACUUUGAAUAAUAUAAAUCCUACUGGAAUAUACAACGAACCAUGUGAUGCUAAAUCGUCACUAUUGAAUGAGCCAGUUACAAUUUAUACAACUAGAAGUGUUAUCUUGAAAAAUACACCUGUAGAAUGUAAUCUCUUGGAAAACAGUUCAUGCAAUUAUGAUAGCGGCAACAACAACUAUUCUGACCAUCAUCCUAAUUACCAUUGUACAAAUAAUAAUGAUAAUGUCGAUUCUCGAAAGACAUUAAUAACAAAUGUGACUGCUAGUCCAAUCCUUCUUCAUCAUCAUUCUAUAAAUACUAAAUCUGAAUCAGUUCAAUGUAAAGAUGGUAAUAGUCAUUCUGUUUCACCACUAUCUUCAAUUAACAAUUAUAGUAAUAAUGGUGAAACUAAUGCAGUCAGCAAUGCAAUUAGUAUUCAAUCAAAAAAUAACAGUACUUCACUGUCAAAUGUUUGUUUUGCCAGUUCUCCACGUGGUAAUACUGUUAUUACACAUCAUCCAGCCAGCCCUUUUGCACGUGUUCCUCGUGGUGUAGUUGGGAAAAAUGAAGUUAAUGUUAAAAUCCCUAUCCAGUCAAAAUCAUCGGUAUCCAUGUCUAAUGUAUGCAUAACUGCCACCGUUACCACUCAUACAACUACAUGCAUUGAUAAUUUUUCUACUAAUCAAAAUAUUCCUGUAACUAGUAUUUCUACAACAGAUGGUUCAUCUUGUGUUUCAACUGAACUUCAGUCAGAUUCUUCUGAUUAUUCUCUACAAAAGCAGUCUAGUCAUGUCAACGGUAAUCAACAGCCAAAUUCUAUUUCCAGUGAAUCGGAUCAAUUGAUAAACUUGUCUAAGACAAAUUCUGCGGAUUUACAAAAUUCAAUGAAUAAUAAAGUAAAUAAUUCACAUGGAUUCGGUCGUAGACGUUCUAAUGUACCCAAUUCUUAUCCAACUUAUGAAGAAGCUUGGGAUUUAAAAUUAGCUCGUCAACUUGGUGUCGGUGUAUCACGUCUACCAUCAAUUAUUCCGCUAUCAUCAAAUGUUCAAAAUUACAUUCCACAACUUCCUUUUUCUAUACCUUCCAAUACUUCUACAAAUAAUCAUGAUUUAAAUAUCCCAAUAUCUCCUGUUUCUGUUUAUAAUAAAAAUAAAAUUAGAAAUAAUAAUUCAAAUUUUUCACCGUUUCAGCCUUUGUCAUUGGAUAAUAAUAGUAAUAAUAAUAGACAAUGUUCAACUGAUGAUUCUCACUCUAUUGAAUCGAAUUUCAAAUUGUUGAAUAUUUCAACAUCGACAUCCUCUUCGUCUUCUUCUGCUUCUUCUUGUUCAAAUGAUAAAGUCAUAAAUUCAACUAGUAAUUCUGAAUUAAUAUCAGUAAUGACCACUACUAAUCAUGUGGAUGAAUCAAAUCGUGCAGAUCAUGUGGUGGAUACAAGACCAGUACAUUUGAAUAAAUUGGAUCGAAAAUCAACUAAUGGUUCAUUUCGUCAUGAUGAACUAAUUAGUAAUAAUUCUAGUCAUAUGGUGUUAAGUGGAAAAACGGAGAACAACGGUGAAUAUGAUUACGCUUAUAAUGGUUCAUGGAGUAUGGGUGUCAAACUCAGUUUAGAUCUCGCCAUCAAUAAUUCAUCAAAUGAUACAUCUUUACUACCAAAUAUACCAAAAUAUAUUAAUGCGACAACAACACCUACAGCAGCAAUGAUUAAAACGGUAAAGUCAAGUUUAAAUCAUCCUACGCCUUCAUCACAUCAUCAACACCAUCCAAAUUACCAUCAUCAGCUUAUACAACAUGGUUUAUCUUCUUCUGGUCAGUUACAAGAGUCUAGUAAAUUCAUUUCAAUUAAAAAUACUAAUGGUAAUGAUUUAAAAUUGAAUUUGACUACUCGUCCUGUACAAUCAGUUUUAUCUAAUGAUCUCGAUAGCAUUUCUACAAGUAGUUGUGAUGAGUCUUGGGAUGCCCAACAUGGUCGAUUAGUUUCUAAAUUAAUGAGUGGACGUUUUGUAGACCCUAGUACUAUUAUUUCAACCACUGGUAAAUCUGGAAACGCGACAACAACUACAACAAUGGAAGUGAAUAAUGAUUUCUUGACUUCUGAAACUUGUAAUUCUUCUGCAACAAAUAUUCUUACAGUUCCUAACCUGUCUUCAACCUUCUCGUCAUGCACGUCUUCCUCCCCUUCUUUGUCGUCAUCUUCAUCAUCAGUAUCGAUGACUUCACAUGUAGUAAUAACGUCAGUUGCUCCCCCUUCUCAUUGUACCAGUUCUAUGAUACCUUCAUCUAAUGUUAAUUUACAUCAUUCAAUGAAUUCAGUUAGUAAGAAUAAAUUGUUAUCUAGUCAAAACAACCUACCGAAGGGUUUACCUCCUCAUUUGGAAACAUUGUCACUUGAAGAACAACCAUGGUUUCAUCCGUCAUUAACAAGAUCAGAAGCUGAAGAACUAAUACGGAAUGAACCAGAAGGUAGUUUUCUUGUUCGUCCCAGUGAAACAUGCCCUAAUGACUUUUCUCUAACUAUUAAGUAAGUUACUAUUAUUAUUAUUAUUAUUAAGUUAUUUGAGACUCCUUAUUAUGAAGAGUGGGUUUACUGUUAUUCAAGGUAUAAAUUAGUUUACUUGGCUUCAAGCCACGCCCUAAGUAUAAGGUUUAGUGGUACCACCUGUUCUCCCAAGCCAAAGUAGAUAGAGUGCCGUUCUAACCCAAGACUUGAUGGCUGUGUAUUGAAUGCCUUAACCGCCGAGUAACUACUCUGCAUAUUGCGUAAAAUAUUGUGUUAUUUCGUCUUCAUCAUGGACAGAUAGCAUUUCAUAAAUCAAUUAGUACAAGACAGCACAGAAUAGCUAUUUUGUACUUGUGUAUGAAACUUAUCAGUAGUGCUCAUUUAUAAUGUAGAAAUAGAAAGCCGAAUACGAACUACAUUUAAGACGUUUAUAUUUCAGACAUAUUUAUGUGACCACGGCAAAAUGAACCGAGUGAAUAUGAAAGUUGAAUAGAUACAAACAGGAGUAACUGCAUAACCUGCCUAGAGAAUAAUAGGUGAUUUAGUUUUAAUAUAAGGUGUAAAUAAUGCAUGAAUUAUAGAUGCCGGACACACAUAAGAUGAGAACAAUUAAAAUAUGUUCGAUGUUAACAGUGAACAAUCAACACAAGUACAUAAAUGAAAACAGAGAAGGAAUAAUAUCUGCAAAAAAAGUAUAGACGUUCACGAAUAUAGUACGAUCAAUAAAUUCACAACGAAACAUGCAAAGGUCAGAAAAAGUUCACACAAUAAUUUGUAUCAGUCCGUCAUAUUAUUUCCACAUAUAAUCGUAUGUUAAUUAAGUUUUUAUGCUUAACGUGAUUAGGAAGCAUGACAGAGCCAAGAUAAUUGAAAAACUUACAGUUUGUACUAAUACCAAUGGUAUAAACACUGAUUGAUUUUCCUUUUUUAUAAUUAUGUUUCACUUCAGACAUAAAUCCUUCUUACAUAUGAAAAUUACACGAAAUAGUACUGGUCAAUUUAUUCUAGGAGAAUAUAGUCAACCGUAUGCAAGUGUUUCACAAAUGAUUUAUCAUUAUGCACGAACACUUGUUCCAGUACUUGGUGCCUAUUCAGUUACAUUGACACAUCCUGUAUGUAAACGUAUCUAAUUAUUUUCUUAUUCUGUUGUUAAUUCUGUUGUUCAUCUCACUACUGAUAAAUCCUUAUACAAUGACACUGGCUACUCCGUCAGUUUUUCUUGCCUUGUGAUUUUUUGUCUGCUGUUCCUAUCACUACUACCGCUUUAUUUGUUUAAGAGUUUAGUGCUAUAAGUCUUUAUUUUCAGUUGAUUACUUCUCUUUUUUGUGUGCUGUGUUGUUCCUCCUUCUCUUUACAGAUCCUCAGCUGAUUAUUGCGUUCUCUGUUUAUUUUCUUAUUAUUCCAUAUCACAUCAGCUUUCCAUAGUAGUUAGCGCCUGCUGAAUUGCGUUUAUUUAAUUUUCGCCCUUUAUUUUCGUUAUAUAUUUAUUCUUCGUAUAAUAUGCAUCCGUGUGUCUGUGUGUAAAGUAAUAUAUAAAUGUAUUUAGUGUACUUUUUCUCUUUAUCUAUGUACGACUUUUCUUCAUCAUCAUCGUCUGCCUCUUCUACCCACUGUACUGGGAAGUUGUUCAUCCAAUCACGUUUACCUUUAUCAUUUCAUUUUUGCAAACUAUAACGUUGUCUUUCUGUAAACAUUUCAAGGAAAUGUCUCUAUCGUUCUGUUUUGUAUUUUGUUUUCUUUGGAGCUGACUCAUUCCCUGGGAACAGUCAUAAUAAAGCUAGCAAAUAUUAUCUUCCUAUGUAAUUCCAUCGCCUACAUACUCUUAUUGUGACUACUACCUUAGUGCUAUAAUAACAUUUUCAAUUUUAACUUCUUUCCUUAUCACUUACCUUUAUUUUCUCUUUUUAUUUAAACAUGUCUACAAAAUGUAAUUUGUGUCCAAUUCUAGUUUUUUUCUUAUAUCAAUACAUCUCAUUUCUCUUCAACAGUAUCAGCACCAUUAACAAUUACUACUACUAUCAAUGAGUAAUAAGUAGCAUGAAUAGUUAUUCGAAAAACGUCUCACAUGUUUGCCAUUUGAUGUUAUUCUUCAAAACUUCACACAUAUUUUCUUUCAUCCCUUGAAAGAUUACUAAGCUUUUUCUAUAACUUAUGUUUGGUAAAAAGCAAACUUCACCUUUAUUAAAUUUAUACACCAUUCUAGAUGUUCUUGAGAGAGAUGAACACGAUUUACUUUUUUUAAAUCAUUGAACACAAUCUGUUGUUCUACAUUAUUUGACAGUAUUUAUCAUUGCUAAACAGGUUCAAAAUUCAUCACUGUUGCCAUUUCUACGCGAUUUAUCUUCUAUAUUAUAUAGUAUAUAUGAUUAUAACUGAAACUUAUCACGUUUAUUAUUAUUAAUAUCGACUAUAUCAGAUUUUUUGUUAUUUUAAAUCUAUAAAUUGUGUUGAAUAGUUUUGGAUCAUUUGAUUU